AUGUCUGCGAUCGAGGAGAAGGAGCAGACUGCAUCAUCAGCUGUCGUCGGCGGUGACUUGAUUGAUCCGCUCACUGAUCCAUCUAGAACGAAAACCCCAUCCUCGUCAUCCAAAAGAGCACGCAAACCCAAACGCAAUGUCGCCGAUAAUAACAAUACCAAACGAAAACCUUCCGCCCUUUGGCCGGAGGUAUUUAAACAACUCUCGCAAACGCAUCGUGCGCUGAAUUUGGUAUAUACGUUUUGUUGUACUCGGAAACAUCUCGCGACUACGUUUGAGACUAUCAAGACGACUGUCCAGGCUCAGAUGGGUGGGAGGGAGUUGACGGUUGAGGAUGUUGCGAGAAUCAAGGUGUUGAUUCCGAGGGCUGUGAGGUUUGAGUUUGUUGAUGAGGGUGUUCUUGAGGUGUUAGGUGUUGGGGAUGAUACUACUAAAGAAGGUGGGGGGAAGAGGGAUGAAUAUAAAUUGAUGAAUGUGAAAAGUGCGAGUUUGGGCGGGGGAUUCAUUCCUGAGGAGCAUAUUGCACCUACUACUUUGGGUGAUGCUAUGGAGGAUGGUCCACCCGAAACGAAGGAUGUAUUGCUAUUUGAGUUUGUGGAUGAAGAUCUCAGACGACAGGUACAGCAUAGCAAAACCGGUGAACCGACGCGACCUACCAAACGACUUCGAAACGAUGAGCUGAAACUGCCCGUUUACAGUCAGAAGCAGAUGCUCAAUUUGAUCGAGAAACGAAACAAGAAAUUCUCGGACGCUAUUGAUGCGUUUUUGGUCAAGUGUGAGGAUGAAGGCACAGAUCCCGUGGAGCACUUGGAGAGUGAAAAAGUCAUACCCUUGCCACCGGCGAGGGAAGAACAACAUACCCAAAACGGUGCAAGAGGAAGAAAACUGCCAGAUGAGAUACCAAAAGAACGCAAACCUAUCGCCGAGAUUAUCACCGAUAUCAAGAAAAUGGAUUGGUAUACAGCUCAGAUUGUCCCCGAUGGUCACAGAGUGUUUGAUCCUCAGCCGGCGGUGUAUGGGGAUCUGCACUUUCGGCUUUCGCAGAAUCUGGUUAAUGCGCUCUAUAAUGUUAAAGGGAUUACUCGGUUUUAUUCGCAUCAAGCGGAAGCCAUAAAUAAUUUAUAUGACGGUCAUCAUGUUAUUGUUUCGACGUCGACGAGUUCGGGGAAGUCGUUGAUCUAUCAAGUUCCCAUGCUUCAUGAACUUGAGAGAGAUCCGAAUAGUAGGGGGAUUUAUAUUUUUCCUACUAAAGCCCUUGCGCAAGACCAGCGACGGAGUAUGAAAGAGUUGCUUAAUUUCAUGGAAGGGCUGGACCACGUUAUUGUCGAGACGUUUGAUGGAGAUACGCCUAUGAACGAGCGAAACACUAUCCGUGACGAAGGCCGAAUAAUCUUCACAAACCCGGAUAUGUUGCACGUUACUAUCCUUCCGCAAGAAGGUUCGUGGCGGACAUUCUUGCAAAAUCUUAAAUUUGUGGUUGUUGAUGAACUACAUGCGUAUAAUGGUCUGUUUGGAUCUCAUGUCGCUUUUGUCAUGCGACGAUUGAGAAGGAUAUGUGCUGCUGUGGGUAAUCGGCGUGUUAGGUUUAUUAGCUGUUCGGCGACAGUCGCCAACCCCGAGGAACAUAUGAAGACUAUUUUCGGAGUGGAUGAUGUUCGAUUAACUGACUUUGACGGUUCGCCUGCUGGGCGUAAGGAGUUUAUAUGUUGGAAUACGCCGUUUAAAGAUCCGCAUGAUCCUACCUCAGGGCGAGGCGAUAGUAUUGCUGAAGCAGCUCGGUUGUUCUGCCAGCUCGUUCUGCGCGGAGUUAGGGUUAUCCUGUUCUGCAGGAUAAGAAAGCAAUGCGAGAUAGUCCUCGCAGCAGUUCGCACUGAAUUUCAGACCCUGGAAAGACCGGAAGUAGCGAACCUCGUCAUGGGUUAUCGUGGUGGCUACAGUCCACAGGACCGCCGUCAAAUCGAAAAGGAAAUGUUUGACGGAAAACUGAUGGGAGUUGUUGCUACGAAUGCACUCGAACUGGGUGUUGAUAUUGGCUCCUUGGACGCGGUGAUAACGUUGGGGUUCCCCUUUUCAAUAUCAAAUCUACGACAACAAAGUGGACGAGCUGGUCGGCGAAACAAGGAUUCAUUAUCUGUCCUGAUCGGAGAUGGAUUUCCGACCGAUCAGCACUACAUGAGUAAUCCAGAUGAGAUAUUCACCAAACCGAAUUGCGAGUUACAGGUUGAUCUGACUAAUGAACUUGUGCUGGAAGGCCACGUUCAAUGCGCCGCGUUUGAAAUGCCUCUCAAACCAGAGGAGGAUAAAGCCUACUUUGGCGAGCAACUUGAAGAAUUCGCAUCUACGCGUCUUAUCAAAGAUGCUCUGGGAUACUAUCACUGCAAUGAACGGUUUCGGCCAAAGCCGUCAGAUUUCGUGUCUCUUCGAGACAUGGAAGGCAGUUCCUUUGCAGUUGUCGAUACUACGCACAAUCGAAACAUUGUCCUCGAAGAAGUCGAAACGUCACGAGCAUUUUUCACCAUCUACGAAGGCGGAAUAUUCAUGCACCAGGGCCAAACGUACAUAGUCCGUGAACUUAACCCUGAGAAACGUCUCGCGCGUGUCGUUCAGGUCCAAGUAGACUGGAACACCCAACAACGCGACUACACAGAUAUUGACCCUAUCGAGACCGAAGCCAUCCGCCACAUUGGCCCUUCUGCACGAGCAUACUACGGCAUAAUCCAGAUCCAUGCCGUCGUCUACGGAUUCUUCAAAAUCGAUAAACGCGGUCGUGUCCUCGAUGCAGUUCAAGUAGAUAAUCCGCCCAUUGACACGUUUACGAAGGGGAUGUGGCUCGAUGUUCCGAAACGAGCAUUUGAGAUCUUGGAAUCGAGGAGACUCAAUAUCGCGGCUGCUAUACAUGCCGCUGAGCAUGCAGUCCUCUCAUUAUUUCCAACGUUCGUAAUCUCAUUACCGGGUGAUGUGCGCACGGAAUGUAAAGUCGCUAAAAAGGAGUUGGGCAAGAACCUCAAACGAGCUAAUGAAGCCAUCUCCUCAUCUUCCAGGAAGGAAGUCAACACAACACUCCAUCUCCGCAUUCAAACCUCAUCAACCCGCUCAACCACCGUCUCCAAACCAUCCCUCGCAGAUAAAUCAAAAUAUAUACUAGAACCACCCAGACGUCAACGACCGGCCCGUCUAACCUUCUACGACACCAAAGGCGGCCCCUCAGGCUCCGGCAUCGCCCUCAAAGCCUUCGAAUUCAUCGACUCUUUACUCUCACGCGCAAUCCGUCGCAUCGAAGCAUGUGCCUGCAUCACUCCACAGGGAUGUAUAGAAUGUGUCUGUGACGAACGCUGUAAAGAACGGAAUGUAGUCAUGAGUAAAGCCGGUGCUGUGGUGGUGUUGAAAUGUUUGUUGGGUAGAGAAAGUGAGAUUGAUAUUGAUGCUUUGCCUUGGGGGGAGGAAUACGAUGUUUCUGAUGCGACGUAUCUUCAUGCUGGGGAAGGGGAGAUUGUGGGUGGGUAUGAGACUGUUGUGUUGGCGAGAGAGGUUAGGGUUAAGGAUGGUGUUCGGAUUUAUCCUUGA
Molecule: messenger RNA, 3564 nt
Organism: Talaromyces stipitatus ATCC 10500
Lineage: Eukaryota; Fungi; Ascomycota; Eurotiomycetes; Eurotiales; Trichocomaceae
Product: DEAD/DEAH box helicase, putative
Exons: 1
Coding region: 1-3564 (1187 amino acids)
Molecular function (GO): nucleic acid binding; ATP binding
Source: RefSeq, a predicted model, not a curated record